CCCACGCCCAACUUCCCCUUUAAACACACACAUCUGGCUUAUAACAGUUUCAGAUUCUCACAUUUUGCCCUAUCAACCACAACAAUGAGUACCGAUCUGAAAUCUAGAUUCCUACAAGUGUACGACACUCUCAAAUCGGAGCUAAUCAACGAUCCGGCCUUCGAGUUCGAUGAAGAUUCACGUCAGUGGGUGGAGAAGAUGCUUGACUACAACGUACCUGGAGGAAAGCUGAAUCGGGGCCUCUCUGUUAUUGACAGUUACCAAUUGCUUAAAGGUGCAGAAUUGACCGAUGAUGAGGUUUUCCUUGCAUCUGCCCUUGGUUGGUGCAUUGAAUGGCUUCAAGCAUACUUUCUUGUGCUUGAUGAUAUCAUGGAUGAGUCUCAUACACGCAGAGGUCAACCCUGUUGGUUCAGACUACCCAAGGUUGGUAUGAUUGCUGCAAAUGAUGGUAUAAUUCUUCGUAACCAUAUACCAAGAAUUCUCAAGAAACAUUUCCGAGGAAAGCCUUAUUAUGUGGAUCUACUGGACCUGUUCAAUGAGGUAGAAUUUCAAACAGCCUCUGGACAAAUGAUAGAUUUGAUUACUACACUUGUUGGAGAGAAGGAUCUAUCGAAGUAUUCAUUGUCUAUUCACCGCCGGAUUGUUCAGUAUAAAACUGCUUACUACUCAUUUUAUCUUCCAGUGGCCUGUGCACUCCUUAUGUCUGGUGAGGAUUUGGACAAACACGAGGAAGUGAAGAACGUACUUGUUGAAAUGGGUACCUAUUUUCAAGUGCAGGACGAUUAUCUAGACUGUUUCGGUGCUCCUGAGGUUAUUGGAAAGAUUGGAACAGACAUUGAAGACUUUAAGUGCUCCUGGUUAGUUGUGAAAGCUUUGGAACUUUCCAAUGAGGAACAAAAGAAAUUCCUACAUGAGAACUAUGGGAAAAAAGAUCCCUCUUCAGUUGCAAAGGUGAAGGAACUAUACCACACUCUAAAUCUUCAGGGUGUAUUCGAAGAGUAUGAGAACGCAAGCUACAAGAAGCUGAUCACUUCCAUCGAAGGUCAUCCAAGCAAAGCGGUGCAAGCGGUGUUGAAAUCUUUCUUAGGAAAGAUAUACAAGAGGCAAAAGUAGAAAUGGAAAAUUUUCAUGUUGUCUGUUGUGUGUUGCAAUAAGAUUAUUGUUUGUAAUUCUUCUUGUAUUCUCUAGAUAUGCUCAUUACUAAAAGCCCUUUGCUUGAUUUGUAGUGCGUAUUUAUUUUUAAUUUUAAAAAAAAUGUAAUGCAUUCAAAGGUUUUUGUUUUGUUUUAACUGCAAUUUCGUGUAGAAAAGUAGAAAUUUAUGUCUUUGUUCAUGAA
This is a messenger RNA of Helianthus annuus (common sunflower), 1336 nucleotides long. Its product is annotated as farnesyl pyrophosphate synthase 1. Gene Ontology annotation, cellular component: cytoplasm. Gene Ontology annotation, biological process: trans, trans-farnesyl diphosphate biosynthetic process. The annotation marks the transcript as partial. The transcript has 12 exons. The record is from RefSeq and is a predicted model, not a curated record. Lineage: Eukaryota; Viridiplantae; Streptophyta; Magnoliopsida; Asterales; Asteraceae. Gene Ontology annotation, molecular function: dimethylallyltranstransferase activity; (2E,6E)-farnesyl diphosphate synthase activity.